AUGGCGCAGAGGAAGAUGAUUGUGUUUCCGACCAAGAAUGAAUUGUCAGAAGCAAUGGCUGCGUACACUGCCAAGCUCUCCGCAAAGUUUAUCAAGGAGAAAGCUGAUGGUAAUGCCGAGCACUGCGCAGCGCUCUACGAGGAUUGUCUGAAGAAUCUGGUGAAGGAAAAGAUCAUCCUAAUAUCCAAAAAGACAGGGUACCCUGAGUUCGAUCUACAACUUCUAGAGAUGGGUCCUGAUGGUCACAUGGCGUCUCUCUUCCCGAACUAUCCUCAGAUCAAUGAGAAGCAGAAAUGGGUCACUCACAUUACCGACUCUCCAAAACCACCACCAAAGAGAAUCACAUUCACUUUACCUGUCAUUAACUCUGCUUUGUACAAUCUUAUGGCCAUUUGUGACAAACCACAGGCCAAAUCCGUGGCUGAGAUUAUGAAGCAUAACAACGUCUCCUUACCUUCUGCUCAUCUUAGUGCACAAGUCGAAAAUGUUUGGUACCUUGACCAAGCAGCUGCCUCCGAGCUCUAG
Molecule: messenger RNA, 525 nt
Organism: Camelina sativa (false flax)
Lineage: Eukaryota; Viridiplantae; Streptophyta; Magnoliopsida; Brassicales; Brassicaceae
Source: RefSeq, a predicted model, not a curated record